CAAGAGUAAAAAAGAGUAAUACCUCGCGCCAAAGAGAAAGGGGAUACUUACGACAUUUCAACGAAACCGUGAAUCCCGCCUUCAUUGCUUUUAGCGGCUUGUGAUGACAAAAUGCCUCCACGGAGGCAAUGGAUUAAUAAAAAGUCUGCCACCACCUAUCAGCUUUUCCACAGGUCGCAAAAUGACCCUUUAAUACACGACCCAGACGCGGACGAUAGAGUCCUUCACAAGGUAUCCAGUACUCCAACAACGGAAUCAUCUUUGAAACCUUCAAGAGCUUCCAAGGUACUGUCGGAACUCGAGAAGGAAUUUGCAGGCUCCCAGAUACGCAAGAAUGAAGGUGAAGCGGCGAACUAUGGGAUAUAUUACGAUGAUUCCCAAUAUGAUUAUAUGCAGCAUUUGCGGGACUUGGGCGGUGAUGGGAGUGGACAGUCAUAUUUUGUUGAAGCGACGCCGGUGAAGGGGAAAGGGAAGAUCAAAGGCAUGAGGCUUGAGGAGGCAUUGAAGGAAACUUCGCUUGAUGAUGUAGAGGAUCUUGCGUCGGUUCGCCAUCACGAUGCGCUUUCCACGGCUUCAGCAUAUUCUCGGAAACAAACAUAUCAAGACCAACAAGAUGUCCCAGAUGCCAUUGCUGGAUUUCAACCAGAUAUGGAUCCUCGACUAAGAGAAGCCCUGGAGGCCCUUGAAGACGAUGCAUUUGUUGAUAGUGACGAAGAUGGUGACUUGUUUGAGUCUCUGGUGCAAGGUGGGAUAGAUGCUGAAGUAGAUCCAAGUGAAUGGAGGGAUACCCAUAUUGAAGAUGACGACGAAGGCUGGGAAUCAGACGCAACGGAAAAGGCACCAAAGCAACCAAGUGUAAGCACCAAAGCUGCUACACCAUCCACGAAAGGACCUGUAGACGAUGAGCACAUCCCAGACACAGCUGCCGCAGAGGGAGACUGGCUUCGAAAUUUCGCCCAGUACAAGAAAGAUAUGAAAUCCAAGCCCUCCGCACCCUCUACACAGGGAGAAACCGUCUCCGUGUUACAUGCUGGAACCGUGGCAUCUACAAUGUUCACCGCUGGCGGGACCCCCGUCCGCAGAAAAAAACGUAAGGGGGCACUCACCAACCCCUCUGCGUACUCGAUGACCUCAUCAUCUCUCGCGCGAACUGAGGGCCAUCGUCUUCUCGACGACAGGUUCGAGAGAAUUGAAGCGCUCUAUGCGGUCGAUGAACAAGGCGAGGACUACGAUGGCUCUAGCAUGGCUGAUGACAUGUCUGUGGUUAGUGGGAUGUCAACGGUCUCUGAAAUACCAAGUCUGGUUAGCGGUGGGACACCGCUUCGGUCAGACUUCAAUCAGAUUAUGGAUGGGUUCUUGGAUGGGUGGGAUGAUCGUGGAGUGCAUGCUAAAAGGAAGGGGCCGAAGGGGAAGAGGGGAAAGAAUGGAAAUGAGGUCGUCGGAAUUCGGAUGCUCGACGAGAUUCGACAGGGUCUGGGACCGGCGAGAUUACCUGGGAAAGUAUAGGGGAAUCCCCUUAUGAUUUUGGUUGUCAUUUCUUGACUCAAGCUAAUGACUGCAUGUUCGGAUCAUGUUUAAGGCGUUUUGUCUUCUAAUCGGUGCAUACAUUCGGCCGUUGAGGAUAUUUUAUAAAUAAUAUUCAGCAAAUUGGCAUAGAUAAAAUGGGUCAAGCAGGCGUCCCGAGGAAUGGAAAAAGUUCGGGCGAACAAUUAUUGGCUUUAAUAAACCAAACCAUAUUUUAUAUUUGGUCCUUCAAUGUCUAUAAUAACAUAAUAACGCCUUCAAAGGAUUUCGUACUGUACAGUUGUACAAUGCUCGCGAGAUGAAGUCCAUAUUGUCUAUAUUAAUCUACAAUGCCCCUCCAACCUUUUCCACAAUCCACAUAGCUAAUCGUACAUUCCAUCCAACCCUCCUCUCAACCUUUCUCAGAUCGUCCCUGGACAAGGCAGUGGCGUCCUUCUGUAACCACUCUGUCUCCUCUGACAAUCUCCGUGUCAGAGAUUCGUCGGACGUCACUACGACCGCUCCGACCUCCAAAUCAAGACUGUAACUUCUCUUUGUAUAGUUGCUGCUCCCUACGAAAGUGAUGUUCGGGUGUUUGUUAUCGGGAAGAGUUAUCCAGAGACCUUUGGCAUGAUAGGUCCAUCCUCCUGGUUGUCCGACGGUGCCGCGUCGCCAUUCCUUCAGUUGAAUUGAGUUAGUUUUUUGAGCUUCUGCAACACGAUCCAGAAAUCGUGCCGACAGAUGGGUGUAUGCUGCUGGCAGCAUUCCUGAUACACCAGCAGAGCCGUAAAAUCCAUUCGCCCAGGGUGAAGCGGUUACGACAGUGCCUUGAGUUCUAGAUAUGGCCGUUGCUCCUGAAGAUGUACUGGAUAUCAAGAGGGACGAUAGGACAGGGUGAAUGUUGAAGUAACCUGCUGUAAAAAGCCAGCUGGAGUUUGCUAAGGAAGGUGAGCUGGAAAGGAGGCUGAGGAUUGUUGUCACCGCAGGGUAUUCGGUGGAUUCAUCAGGUUUUAAUAGUGGACUGAACUGCGCCACCGGAUAGACAAAUGUGGGCUUAGAUGACGCCGGCGGUGGUAGAGGGCUAGAUUUCGAUGGUUUUAUU
Molecule: messenger RNA, 2605 nt
Organism: Histoplasma capsulatum G186AR
Lineage: Eukaryota; Fungi; Ascomycota; Eurotiomycetes; Onygenales; Ajellomycetaceae
Product: low-temperature viability protein ltv1
Exons: 2
Coding region: 112-1506 (464 amino acids)
Biological process (GO): ribosomal small subunit biogenesis; ribosomal small subunit export from nucleus
Cellular component (GO): nucleus; cytosol; preribosome, small subunit precursor
Source: RefSeq, a predicted model, not a curated record